Messenger RNA from Yamadazyma jaroonii, 2442 nucleotides. NCBI's taxonomy places the organism in Eukaryota, Fungi, Ascomycota, Pichiomycetes, Serinales, Debaryomycetaceae. The record is from the annotation of a GenBank genome assembly.
AUGCUAAGGUUGUUCAGAAACUAUGCCAAAGUAGCAAACGGUUUGGCUUCUUUGAACUCAGUGCCCAUCAAAAAGACCAGAGAUAUUGGUAUUAUCGCCCAUAUUGAUGCUGGGAAGACAACCACAACCGAAAGGAUGCUCUUCUUUAGUGGUCAAACCAAGAAAAUAGGUAAUGUCGAUGAAGGUGAUACUGUAACCGAUUAUCUUCAAAGUGAAAGAGAAAGAGGAAUAACCAUUCAACUGGCAGCUAUUACCAUUCCUUGGAAUAACAAUAAGAUCAAUAUCAUCGAUACUCCUGGCCAUGCAGAUUUUACUUUUGAAGUCAUCAGAUCUUUGAGAGUUCUAGAUGGUGCUGUGACAAUUUUUGAUAGUGUUGAAGGGGUUGAAGCACAAACUGAGAAGGUAUGGAAACAAGCUCAAGAACUUCAUCUUCCAAAGAUAUCUUUCAUCAAUAAAAUGGAUAGAGAUGGGUCCAACUUCAAUAAAACAGUCAAGGAAAUCAUCGAAAAACUUCAAACCAGAGUGGUGAUAUGUAAUUUGCCAUACUUUGAAGUUGUGAACAAUCUCCCCAAAUUCAAAGGUGUGGUUGAUGUUAUCAAUAAGAAGGUGUUGGUAUGGGAUUUAGAAGCUGAUGCUAAUGGUAAUAAAGUUGAGAUACUUGAACCUUCUGAUGAGAUUAAUGAAAUUAUUCUGAAUUCAAGAGAAUCAAUGAUUGAAACUUUAGGGGAAUUUGACGAUAGCAUAAUCGAUGCAUUCCUUGAAAAUGAUGAAAAUUACUUGGAAAUUCCAUCGGCGAUAAUUAACGAGUCUAUCAGACGUAACUGUAUUGAGAAUAAUAUUUCGCCGGUUUUUUGCGGUUCGGCAUUCAAGAAUAUUGGGAUUCAACCUUUGAUGGAUGCAAUCACUAACUACUUACCGUCACCAACCGAAAUCAAUAUUCCUGAAAUAACUUCCACUAAAAGAGUUAAGAAGAAGGUUCAUGAAAAAGUCCAAGUACCUAUUAAGCUUGAUACCAACAAAGGUAUUCUUAUCAAUAAUGAUGAUAAUUUGACCGUAGCUUUGGCUUUUAAAGUUAUUACUGACCCUAUUAGAGGUGUCAUGACCUUCUUCCGUGUAUACAGUGGGAAAUUGACCGCUAACAAACCUUUCAUUAACACCCGUACAGGAGAAAAGUAUGUUUUGAGAAAUCUUCUUUUGAUGCAUGGAGAUGAACCAUUACCUGUUCAACUGAUCUCUUCAGGUAAUAUCGGGGUCAUAGCUAGUAAUGAAGACAUUGUUACGGGGGAUACUUUAGUAUCUCAUGGAGCUUUAAAUAAGAACUUUAGUGACCUUGAAAAGAAUUUGAAAUUAUUACCUAUUGAGAUUCCACCUCCGUUAUUUAACACUUCUAUUCAACCUUUGACUGCUGGUGAUGAGAGAUAUAUGAAUGAAUGUAUUCAAUCACUCCUCAAAGAGGAUCCAUCAUUGAAAGUCAUGUAUGAUGAAGAUUUGGGUCAAACGAUUUUGAGUGGGAUGGGUGAAUUACAUUUGGAGAUUGUUAAAGAUAGAUUGAUCAGAGAUAUGAAAGCUAAAAUCACUUUCAACGACAUUGUGGUUUCUUAUAAAGAGACAUUGACCAAUCCUAUCAAUAAAGCCAUCAAAUCAAUCGAUGAAGAUUCAAAUUAUUCGAUUGAGAUUGAAGUUGAUAGUUUUGAAAGUGAUGCCAAAGAAAGUUCCUUUGCUUCUGAAGACGGUAGCGAGUUAUUAGAAUAUGAUAAUAAUGUCAUUAUACUUCCAUUAUCAGCAUCUCCAGCUGAUGUUAUAGAAGACUUUAAUAAUAAGAGAUGGAAAUCACAGUUCUCAAUUGAUGAAAUAUAUGAUAAUAUCGUUCAAGGUUUAACUGUUGGAUUAUCCAUUGGUGGGAAGUUAUACGGAUUACCCUUACAUUCUAUGGCCAUUAGAGUAAAAUCUUGGAAUGCACCUAUUGCUGAUAAAACUUUCAAUCCUUCUAGAUUACUUGAUUUAUCAAGGAAAGUCUUCAUUAAAGCCAUUGAAUCCAUUCCCCCCGACAACUUUACUAUUCUAGAACCUAUCAUGGAAACCAAAAUUUAUAUCUCGUCAGAUAAACUCGGUGAGGUGACUCAUGAUUUGACGUCAAGAUGUAAUGCUACCAUCAUAUCCAUUCAAGAUGAAACCAACGAGAAUCUUGAACUCAUCAAUUGGGCUCUUCAAGAGUCAAGUAAAAUUUAUUUACCUCCAGACACUAAUCUCCCCGUCACUUCUAAUACCGACAGUAUCAAGAAUAAGAAAGUAGUAGUUGCUCAUACUCCAUUAAGAGAAAUGAUUGGAUAUUUGAAUAGAUUGAGAUCAAUGACUAAAGGAAGGAGUACUUUCGAUAUGGAAUACUUAGGAAUGCAAAGAGCUAAUCAUUCUCGACUUUCCAUCAUCUCCAAAGGGUUCUAA